This is a messenger RNA of Ctenocephalides felis (cat flea), 846 nucleotides long. Its product is annotated as diuretic hormone class 2-like. Gene Ontology annotation, biological process: body fluid secretion. Bases 100 to 378 code for a protein of 92 amino acids. The transcript is spliced from 3 exons. NCBI's taxonomy places the organism in Eukaryota, Metazoa, Arthropoda, Insecta, Siphonaptera, Pulicidae. Gene Ontology annotation, molecular function: G protein-coupled receptor binding; diuretic hormone activity. The record is from RefSeq and is a predicted model, not a curated record.
AAAAUUCGAAAUAUUGGAAUGAAUCAAAUGAAUAUAUGAAGACUGAAGAUAAAUUGCUGGAACUUUCCGUACCGUAACAAAAUGUUCGGCCAAUAUUAAAUGUUCUCACACACACAUCCAUUUUUUGUGAGCCGUCUAAACUACUAUUCCGACAUGGAUGGCGAGCCAGAUCCUUCUGUGGUUUUGGAGAUGCUUGCAAGGCUGGGUCAAACUAUCAUGCGAACGCACGAUCUUGAAAAUACCAAACGCGGACUAGAUCUGGGCUUGAGCCGUGGCUAUUCUGGUUCGCAGGCCGCCAAGCACUUGAUGGGCUUGGCAGCCGCCAACUACGCCGGAGGUCCCGGCCGCAAGAAGAGGGAGCCCAUGAUGACCGAGUAAACCCUUCUUAGUGCUAGCUGCUAACGACAGCGCACCCGUCUUUGUAUUGUUGGUUUCACAUCAAUAUCAUCGUUGCAUUUAUUAGUUUCUGUUAGCUCCAGGAUUAGAGUUUAAAAUGUAUAAACAAAUUGUGGAUUUGUCAGUGUUAUAUUUUAAAUAAAACCUAGCAUUCAGCCUUCUUUGAAUUGAAAAAUUCAUAAAGGCGCAUGCGGUUUCUGAUACAUAUCCCUCCAACAAACUUAUAGUACAACUGUGUGAUAUUUAAACAGAACUUUAAAGAGCUUGAUUGUUGUCCUUGUGGAAUCAAGCGAUAUUUAUAUAAUAUUCUUUAUACCUAUCUAUAUGCACUCAAAAUACGUUGACAAUCCACAACAACUAAUUAAUUUAACUCUUCUUGUCUAUGCUACGCUUCCUUCUAUGGUAAAUUAAAAUAUUUAUUAUUAACGCAUAAAUUUCAGCAUGUGUGUA